AUGACGGUGACGACUUUGAGCAAGACGACUACGACGCCGACGACGGCUGCACCGCCUCGCGGUCGCCCCGUGAGCGGCCGCGUGUGGAAGAAAGUGCAGAAGACGCGCUUCUCGUCGCAAGGGGUGAAAAGCGCGAAGGUGCUGAGCUCGACGUGGGACGAGAAACUGCUCAAGCGCGCGAAGCUCAAGGAACUGAAAGAGCUGCAGACGGAUAUCAAGGCCCGACAACAGGCAGAAUGCGAGGCAAAGCGCCAGGCGCGUGAGGAGAAGGAGAAGCGUCGGAAGGAGAACGAGCUCAAGUCGGCGUCCGUGCAAGUGCUUUCACGUACGCAUCGACUCAAGUCAAUGAGCAAGAAACAGCUACGCAACAUCAAAAAGACGAUUGUGAACAAACAGGGCGUGGUGGAGUAUGUGCCCGUGUACUCCAAGUAG
This is a messenger RNA of Hyaloperonospora brassicae, 432 nucleotides long. The record is from the annotation of a GenBank genome assembly. NCBI's taxonomy places the organism in Eukaryota, Oomycota, Peronosporomycetes, Peronosporales, Peronosporaceae.